Meloidogyne enterolobii is the source of this 1657-nucleotide messenger RNA. Lineage: Eukaryota; Metazoa; Nematoda; Chromadorea; Rhabditida; Meloidogynidae. The record is from the annotation of a GenBank genome assembly.
UUUAGCUGAUGUCGAUCUUCUCAGUUUUAACGUUGUUCAAAAAAUUGAAAGUCGGAGAAUGAAUUUAUUUUCUUUAUAUGACAUGGAUGCUAAAGAUUUGGGUUAUUUAUGUUCUAGUGAUGGAAAAGUUAUUUAUGAGGCAAUUAGAAUGCUUCCUUUUAUUGAUGUUGAAGCUAAUAUUAGGCCAAUAACUUGUACAAUAAUUCAAAUAGAAGCACUUUUAUAUCCAAGCUUUACUUGGUGUGAUCGUUUAGGUGGUGCACAACGUUUUUGGGUGAUUGUAGAAGAUGCGGAUGCUAAUAUUAUCCUUCAUCAUGAAAUUUUUAUUCUUCUUAAAAAGAUGGCUUUAAGUGGCGAUCCACAGCGUUUAAUUUUUACAAUUCCUGUAAAUGAGGAUCAAGUUAAACAUCAAUAUUUAUUAAGAGUGGCUAGUGAUCGUUAUAUUGUUGAAGAUACUGUUGUGCCUUUAACUUUAGCAACAACAGUUAUGCCUACAUCAAUUAAACCACACACUGAUUUAUUGGAUCUUGAGCCACUACCUUUAUCCGCAUUAAAAAAUGUUGAAUAUCAACAACUUUAUUCUUUUCAAUUUUUUAAUCCUGUACAAACACAAGUUUUCCAUACACUUUAUGCAACUGAUGAAAAUUCAUUAAUUGGUGCCCCAACAUCUUCUGGAAAAACUUUGUGUGCAGAAUUGGCAAUCUUCAGACUUUUCAAUUUGAGGCCUCUUAAAAAGUGUGUUUAUAUUGCUCCUCUUAAAGCUCUUGUUCGUGAACGUUCUUCUUUGCCAUUGUUCUUUAUAGGUUUCUUUUUCCAUUGUUUAUUAGAUGUUCACGACAAUUUUAUUUUAAUUUUUUUUAUUUUUUUAAUCAGAAUUGUUGAAGUUUCUGGUGAUAAUACUCCUGACGUUGAAGAACUCAACCUUGCCUCAAUUCUGGUAACUACUCCAGAGAAAUGGGACGGUAUUACACGUUGUGCUGAAACUCGUCGAAUAAAAACGCUUGCUCGACGACGUGAACUUGCCAAAUUGCCAAUUCGAAUAAUUGGUCUUUCUACAGCUUUAGCAAAUGCUGGGGAUGUGGCAAAUUGGAUUGGGGUUCCAGACUCUGCAUUAUUCAAUUUUAGACCAAGUGUACGUCCUGUACCAAUUCAAGUACACAUUCAAGGAUUUCCUGGUCAACAUUAUUGUCCUCGCAUGGGGUUGAUGAAUAAACCGGCAUUUCAAUAUAUUAAACAAUUUUCUCCUUCAAAACCUGUUCUCAUUUUUGUUGCUAGCCGUCGACAAACAAGAUUAACCUCAAUGGCUUUACUUUCACUUUUGCAACGUGAACCAGAUUCGAAACAGCAACAAUGGUUAAAAAUGGAACAAUUAGAAUUGGAAGCUUUAUUAAAAGAUGUUCGUGACGAUAAUUUGGCAUUAACUUUAAAUUAUGGAAUUGGAAUGCAUCAUGCUGGAUUACAACAUUCUGAAAGAGCUCUUGUUGAAAGGCUUUUUGUUGAACGAAAAAUUCAAAUAUUGGGUGAGUCGGUUCGGGGAUUUCAAAAUGUUCUUCGGAUUAAGUCUCAGAUUGGGAAAAAAUUCUGAUUUUGGCUCGAGUCUUCUAAGGCGAUUAGAGUGAAAAAGUCCUUGCUUGGGUCGGGUUUUGGAAAUUGCUUG